AUGGGUUUUCCCUCAAAACCCUUCUCUUGUUUCCUCCUUCUCUCUUUCUUUCUCUUUGUAAAUCUCUCUCAGUCUGCCCUUGAUUACAGCACCUUGGUCUACAAGGGCUGUGCAAAGCAAGCUUUUCAAGAUCCAAAUGGUGUCUAUUCACAAGCUAUCUCUGCUCUUUUUGGUUCUUUAGUCUCUCAGUCCACCAAAACUAAGUUCUUUAAAACCACCACUGGGACUGGCCAAUCCACAAUAACUGGUCUCUUUCAAUGUAGAGGAGACCUUAGUAAUACUGACUGCUACAACUGUGUCAGCAAACUGCCAACUUUAGUAGACAAACUUUGUGGCAAAACAAUAGCUGCAAGAAUCCAGCUUUAUGGAUGCUACAUUUUGUAUGAAGUUGCUGGCUUUGCGCAAAUUUCAGGUAUGGAAAUGCUGUACAAGACUUGUGGGGCUACAAAUGCGGCAGGAAGUGGGUUCGAAGAGAGAAGAGAUACUGGCUUUUCAGUGAUGCAAAAUGGUGUGGUUAGUGGCCAUGGCUUCUAUGCUACCAACUAUCAAUCUAUGUACCUUUUGGGGCAGUGUGAGGGCGAUGUUGGAGAUUCAGAUUGUGGUGAUUGUGUGAAAACUGCUAUCCAGCGAGCUCAGGUUGAAUGUGGGAACGCUAUUUCAGGCCAAAUCUACCUCCAUAAAUGCUUUAUUAGUUACACUUAUUACCCAAAUGGAGUGCCCAGGAGAUCGUCAUCAUCUUCUUCAUCUUCCAAUUCUUUUUCGUCAGGGACAGGGCAAAGUCCAGGGAAGACGGUGGCCAUUAUAGUAGGAGGGGCAGCUGGUGUGGGGUUCGUGGUCAUUUGCUUGUUGUUUGCAAGAGGUUUGAUGAAGAAACACGAUGAUUAUUAA
Molecule: messenger RNA, 888 nt
Organism: Dovyalis caffra
Lineage: Eukaryota; Viridiplantae; Streptophyta; Magnoliopsida; Malpighiales; Salicaceae
Source: the annotation of a GenBank genome assembly